CCUUAACCAGCUUUCCUGAUCAGAAUUCAGAACCAACCACCUCAAGAGUGUGUACAGAGUACACAUACAUGAUACAUGGCUACCUCCAGACUUCACAUCGCCUGCGCUCUCCUCCUCGCUGGUGUUGUGCUUCUGGGGCAAAAUCAAGAGGGCAUGGAAGCCGUGGCUUGCCCUCAGUACUGCCUGGAGGUCGACUACAUAACCUGCCCGUCCUCCGGCUCACAGAAGCUCCCGGCGAGGUGCAACUGCUGCAUGGCUCCCAAAGGCUGCACGCUCCAUCUCUCCGAUGGGAUCAACCAAACUUGCUCUUAAUCCAGUUCAGAGUUCAGACAGUGAUGUAACUUCAUGUCUUCAUGUAUGGUGUGGCGCUAGACAAUAUACUUGUCAAGACAGUAAUAAUGUGAACAAGCUCUAUGUUUUGCGGAUAAAUCAUGUCAUGUAACAUUAUAUGAUGUUUCCUUCCGGCAGCUUUAAAGAGCCGUAAAAGUUGUUUUGCUACCUAA
This is a messenger RNA of Triticum urartu, 503 nucleotides long. RefSeq names its product proteinase inhibitor PSI-1.2. NCBI's taxonomy places the organism in Eukaryota, Viridiplantae, Streptophyta, Magnoliopsida, Poales, Poaceae. Gene Ontology annotation, molecular function: serine-type endopeptidase inhibitor activity. The record is from RefSeq and is a predicted model, not a curated record.